Messenger RNA from Gavialis gangeticus (Gharial), 1062 nucleotides. It is a transcript of the gene PRDM12, whose product is annotated as PR/SET domain 12. Gene Ontology annotation, molecular function: histone methyltransferase binding. Gene Ontology annotation, biological process: neurogenesis. Lineage: Eukaryota; Metazoa; Chordata; Crocodylia; Gavialidae. Gene Ontology annotation, cellular component: nucleus. The transcript has 5 exons. The record is from RefSeq and is a predicted model, not a curated record. Bases 1 to 1062 code for a protein of 353 amino acids.
AUGAUGGGCUCGGUGCUGCCCGCCGAAGCCCUGGUUCUCAAGACGGGGCUGAAGCCGCCGGGGCUGUCCCUGGCCGAGGUGAUCACGUCGGACAUCCUGCACAGCUUCCUCUACGGCCGCUGGAGGAACGUGCUGGGCGAGCAGCUCUUCGAGGAGAAGGGCCACGGCAACCCCAAGACCGCCUUCACGGCCGAGGUGCUGGCGCAGAGCUUCUCCGGGGAGGUGCAGAAGCUGUCCAGCCUGGUGCUGCCGUCCGAGGUGAUCAUCGCGCAGAGCUCCAUCCCCGGCGAGGGGCUCGGCAUCUUCUCCAAGACCUGGAUCAAAGCCGGCACCGAGAUGGGGCCUUUCACCGGCCGGGUCAUCUCGCCCGAGCACGUGGACCUGUGCAAGAAUAACAACCUCAUGUGGGAGGUCUUCAAUGAAGACGGCACCGUCCGCUACUUCAUUGACGCCAGCCAGGAAGACCACCGUAGCUGGAUGACCUAUAUCAAGUGUGCCAGGAACGAGCAAGAGCAGAACUUGGAGGUGGUCCAGAUUGGGAACAGCAUAUUCUACAAGGCCAUUGAGAUGAUUCCUCCGGACCAAGAGCUGCUGGUCUGGUAUGGGAACUCGCACAACACCUUCCUGGGGAUCCCCGGUGUGCCCGGGUUGGAGGAAGAGCAGAAGAAGAAUAAGCACGAGGACUUCCACACAGUGGACAGCGGGGCCAGCACGACAGGGCGCAUGCGCUGCGUGAUCUGCCACCGCGGCUUCAACUCCCGCAGCAACCUGCGCUCCCACAUGCGCAUCCACACGCUGGACAAGCCCUUCGUCUGCCGCUUCUGCAACCGGCGCUUCAGCCAGUCCUCCACCCUCCGCAACCACGUCCGCCUGCACACUGGCGAGCGCCCCUACAAAUGCCAGGUCUGCCAAAGUGCCUACUCCCAGCUCGCCGGGCUCCGGGCCCACCAGAAGAGCGCCAGGCACCGGCCCCCCAAUGCCUCCCUGCAGUCGCACUCCCCGGCCUUACCCGUGCCCCACCCGGCCUCCUUGGCCCAUCACAUACCCACCAUGGUGCUGUGA